AUGGAGUCCGUUGGUGUUUCCAAGAUGACUGCUCUUCUCAUGCUUUUCAGAGGUGAUCUCCUGUCAGGAAAAACCAAGAGUGGAUCUAAGGGACUUUUCAUCCUCAGCGUCCUCUUUUGUAUUUCUGCUUGGAGACCAGUAACUGUUGGAGCCCUGACAGAUCUGGAAUUUGAGCGGAGUCCCAAUACUGUCAUCUCGUCGCUGGGCAAGCCUGUUACCAUGCAGUGCACUCUGAAGGGCACGGGGGGCGAGGAAGAGGACCCCCCAGAUGUGCUCUGGCUGAGAGACGGGGCGCUGCUUCCGUUCGCCGACACCAACCAGAUCCAGGUCCACACCGGCAGCAACAGCUGGACCAUCAUGAGCACGCUCAGUAUUCAGAAAGUCCAGCUUCAAGACAUGGGGGCAUAUCGAUGUGCUGUUCUGUCAGAAAUCCACCAGACCAUGUCCGAGGAGGGCAGCAUCCAGCUGGAGGGUCUUCCUCACUUCUCGGUGGAGCCCCAGCACACGUCCAUGGUGGCCAACGUGUCCCUGAGCCUGAGCUGCGUGGCCCACGGCCCCCCAGACCCCGUCAGGGUCAUCUGGCUGCAGGACGGCGCUCCUCUCAACUCCCUGAAGGACCCGGUGGCCCUGUCCCCCUCCACCCUCAACAUCACAGGUUUGAACAGGACCAGCACUUUUUCCUGUGAGGCCCACAACCGCAAAGGCGUGGCCACCUCUGGAUCUGGAACCAUCACGGUCCUCCCAUCAAAGCCUCAGAAUCUGCAAGCUUUGGAGAUUACUCCGACCAGUCUACAUAUAUCAUGGCAGCCCGGUUUUGGAGGCGACUACCCAAUAAUCCGCUGCUCUAUUCAGGCCAAACACUCGGGAGAACCCUUCACAGGACGCCCAGAUAAGAUGAUCCACAAUCAGAACGUGAACAUCCCCCCGGCCUCGCACCUGAUCGGGGGCCUGGAGCCCCACAGCCUGUACGCAGUGAGGGUGGCCUGCCACAGCAGCCAGGGACCCUCCGCCUGGACCCCCUGGGUGGAGCUGCACACCAAAGAAGGAGUGCCAGACCACCCGCCCGUUAACGUUAGCGCUGUCCUGAACGGGACAGACGUGCUGCUGACAUGGGAGGGGCCCCCAGGAAAGCUGAAUGGAGAACUGCAGGGCUACAUGGUGGAGUACAGCACCCCCAAUGCUCAGCAGUUUGUUGUGGACACUGGAUUGGCCACCGAGCUGUCAAUCAAUCUGUCUGUCCCCCUGUCCAAUGUGACCUUUCGAGUGUGUGCCUAUACAGUGGUGGGGCAAGGACCCUGGACCCCCACACAGACCCUGACCCUUAUUACUCCUGAAAUGGAGGAAUUCAGAGGCCCGUCAACUCCUCCGGCUUUUUCCUGGCACUGGUGGUAUGUGGUGAUGGCCAUUGCCGGCGCCGUGUCCAUCGCUGUGCUCAUGGCUGUUUAUGUGGCCAAGCUGCGGCGCAAGGAGACGCGUUUUGGAGAGGCGUUUGAACCCAUGAUGGAGAGCGGAGAGCUGGUGGUCAGGUACCGCGCCCGCCGCACGUACAGCCGAAGGACCACAGAAGCAACAUUGAACAGCCUGGGCAUCAGCGAUGAGCUGAAGCAGAAGUUACAAGACGUGAUGGUGGACAGACAUAAACUAACCCUGGGAAAGACCCUAGGAGAAGGGGAAUUUGGCUCUGUGAUGGAAGGUCUGCUGACUCAGGAGGAUUCUUGCCUCAAAGUUGCUGUCAAGACUAUGAAGAUCGCUAUCUGUACCCGCUCAGAGAUGGAAGACUUUCUCCGAGAGGCCGCCUGCAUGAAGGAGUUUGACCACGCCAACGUCAUGAGGCUUCUAGGUGUGUGUCUGCAGACUGUGGAGAGUGAAGGUUACCCCUCCCCCGUUGUCAUCCUGCCCUAUAUGAAACACGGAGACCUGCACAGCUAUCUGCUCUACUCGAGGCUCGGAGACUUUCCUGUGUACCUCCCGUCUCAAAUGCUGGUUAAGUUCAUGACUGAUAUUGCCCGUGGGAUGGAGUACCUCAGCCGCAAGAACUUCAUUCACAGGGAUCUUGCCGCUCGCAACUGCAUGCUGAAUGAGAACAUGAAUGUGUGUGUGGCAGACUUUGGCCUCUCCAAAAAGAUCUACAACGGAGACUACUACAGGCAGGGCCGCAUCUCCAAGAUGCCGGUCAAGUGGAUCGCUAUCGAAAGCCUGGCUGACCGCGUCUAUACCACCAAGAGUGACGUGUGGUCGUUUGGAGUUACCAUGUGGGAGAUCGCCACGAGAGGCCAGACUCCGUACCCUGGGGUGGAGAACAGUGAGAUUUAUGAUUAUUUGAGACAGGGAAACCGUCUCAAGCCGCCUCCAGAUUGUCUGGACAACAUCUACGCCCUGAUGUUCUCCUGCUGGCUGCUGAGCCCCAAGGACCGGCCGUCCUUCGAGGCGCUGCGCUGUCAGCUGGAGAAAGCUCUGGAGGAUCUGCCGGACACCCAGGAUCCCGAGGAGAUCCUGUACGUCAACAUGGACGAGUCGUCCAUGGAGCUCGGGGCCGUCGGUGGCCGUGACCCCAUGGGGGGGCCGUCCCCUCUCUGCCUGAAGGGCCUGGACUCUGUGACCACGGUGGAGGUGCACCACCCCAACCGCUACGUCCUCUGUCCCCAACACGAGACCACCCGGCCCCUCUCUGAGUCCCUGGAGAGCCUGGACAUGCCGGUGUCGUCUUCCACCGCCACGCUGCCUCUACAACCGUCCUGCCAUUCCACCCCCAACCCAACCCCAGCGCCCACCCCGACUGUGGAGCUGCUGGAGGACAGGGAAGGCUCUAGAAAAAUGCCAUGGCAGUGAUGGCGUCACCCAUAAAAGUCUGGCCAAAGUGUGCCAUCCUUAAACCCCAGUCCAAGAAGCAGAUCCUCUUGCUACUGACUGCGAGAAACCUAAAGUGCCCCUAAGUAGAUCUUUUUGCACAAACACACACAAAGCAUUCCAAGGAAGUGAAGAAUUGGGAUUAUUUCCUUUGUUAACCCUUACACUUCUGUUAUGAGCACAUUUCCAAGAGAGUGUGAAAAGUGUAGCCAGAGGAACACUGGGGGGUGAUCUGGUUUAGAGCACGUGUCGUUGAACUCGUACACUGCAGCACAAUCAGAGAAACCCAACUCCCCGUCGCUAUAGCAAUACAACUACCGGUACACAGCAGAUCAAUCUCCUUCACAUGAAGCUCAAUAAUCUGAUCGUGAAACCAGCUCAGACACUGCCAGCCUGAAUCUACAACUAAACAAACUCAGGAGCUUGGACGCUAAAAAGCGCUAACGUGGAAUCCCUGAUAACUCUCAGCAAAAAGAAAACUGAGGACUAAAGAAAAAAUUGACAAAUGUCUGCCUACAAAAGGUUAUUUUGAGAUACAUAUUUCUUCUACUUUGAGCUGUGUUUUAUAAUGAUGAUAAGAUGUUCUCUCCCCACAGAAACCCGACUGAAGUUAGAAGACCUUUGCCCUUAAGCUACAGAAUAUGAAUGAAAUUGAAUUUUAAAAAAGACAUUAAAAGAGACCAUCAUCUGCGAAGAAAAUAACAUUCCACUCGGGCUAUAAGAGCUGGUUCGAAUCCGGAAUCUCCAUUUCCGUCCAAAUGUAGCGCUAAUAAUCCCUGACACUUUGCAUUUAGCACCUUGAGCCAUUUUCAGUUCACACAAGGCACCUCUUUCCUCUCUAACAACCUGUGAAAGUCCUGAUUCAACUAGUCGAUACAUCUUCGUCAUAACUCAGGAAGCGGAGACUUUGUAGGUACUGGUCCAAUGAAUAGGGUACAGAUAAUCCAGGGCAGAUGGAUGACUGAGGGUAGGUACGGACAGGAUGGAGUUAUCCAGGGCAAACGGUGGGAUAAGCUCCUCCCCUUUGCUUUUGGCUCAAGCACAGUGUUAUUACACAUUUUGUAAAAAAAAGACAAAUGUAAUGCUGAUUUUUGUAUUUCUACGACUUUGCACUAAUGUUGGUUUUUAUAUCCUUGUAUGUUUGUUUAUAGUUUGUAUAUCUUUUACGCUUUUUUGUAUUUUGUGUUAUUACUUUUCUCAAGUCAUCUCGCAUAAAAUCUUUGCAUAUAAAGGCAGAGAACGAAGCCUGUGAAAGCAUAUCAGGGCGAUUAUUUUUCUGUAAAUGUGCAAAAGACUGGGAAACAUGACUAACCUCGUCGUCUGA
This is a messenger RNA of Gymnodraco acuticeps, 4171 nucleotides long. Its product is annotated as tyrosine-protein kinase receptor UFO. Gene Ontology annotation, cellular component: signaling receptor complex. Gene Ontology annotation, molecular function: transmembrane receptor protein tyrosine kinase activity; protein binding; ATP binding. The record is from RefSeq and is a predicted model, not a curated record. The transcript has 20 exons. The coding region runs from base 1 to 2829 and encodes 942 amino acids. Gene Ontology annotation, biological process: multicellular organism development; positive regulation of phosphatidylinositol 3-kinase/protein kinase B signal transduction; natural killer cell differentiation. NCBI's taxonomy places the organism in Eukaryota, Metazoa, Chordata, Actinopteri, Perciformes, Bathydraconidae.